Molecule: messenger RNA, 1700 nt
Organism: Heterobilharzia americana
Lineage: Eukaryota; Metazoa; Platyhelminthes; Trematoda; Strigeidida; Schistosomatidae
Source: the annotation of a GenBank genome assembly
UUUUGUUUUAGCAGCACUCUUAAAUUCAUUCAGCUACCGAAGUUCAUAGAUUUCAUCCGUGAUAUGUCAGCUACCGGUUUUAGAGCAGCGCAGAUAGACAGAUCAAGCUGCAUAGCUCCAAAUGUCAAUGAAAUCGCCAUUCAAGCGGAUUGUGAUGGUGAAGAUCAAGAGAUACAAAAAGAGGAACGUGAUGUAUUAGAUUUUACCAGUCCAUUUCUAUUUAGUGAUGCUGUUCUCGUUGUUCAAGGUAGAAAUCUACAUUGCCAUCGUGCUAUUCUGUCUAUAUAUUCACCAGUAUUCAAGGCAAUGUUUCAAAAUAGAUGCAUUGAAAAUCAAAAGAAUGAAGUUGUUAUCCCAGUUGAUGAAUUCGAUGAUAUCAAGGAGAUGCUACGUCAUAUGUACACACCCGGAGGAUGUGACAUGACAGCUGAAACAGCUGAAAAAUUGUUACCAAUUUUACAUCGAUAUCAAAUAGAUUCGAUGGUGAAUUUAGCUGAAAGAGCACUUACAUUUCGUCUGAAUGAUUCAACUGCUCCAAUGUUUCUUCGAAUAGCUGAUUUAUAUGGUUUAAAUCGGUUAAGACAAGCAGCUUUGGAUUCAUGUGCUCGUUUGGAUAAUAAUCGUAUGGUUAGGGCAUUUGAAGAAAUAAAUAUUUCACCAGAACUGAGAAAUGAAGUACUAGGACGAAGAAUUAUGAUUUUAGAGAAAUGUCUUAUAGACAUCCAGCAAAGUUUUACGCAUUCAUGUUCACGUAUGGAAAGUCGAGCUGAGCGUGUUCCAUCCAAUCACUGUUCAUUGCAUUCUCGACCAUUUUCAACUGUUACAUUCAGUUCAGUGGGAAAUAAUACGACUGGUGUAUCAAUAACUAGUGGAGUAGAGCAAAAUUCUCAAAAUAAUGACAAUGAUUCUCUUCGUUAUGAUGUAUCCGCAAGUAUAAUACCAUUUUCAGUUGCCAGAAAUUUGGAAAUACGUACAAAUGCAGGUAAUGGACAAAAUGUUUCUCCUCAAGGGGAAACUUCUCAGGCAGAUCAAAAUAUGACCAAUACUGGUCCCAUAGCUUCAGCAACAGCAUCAACAGCAACAAUAACGACAACGACAAUGACUCCAACAACUAAUAAUCCUCCUUUAGCUACAGCCAUCUGUGAACAAUGCGUAGAACAAUUCAAAAUGCACAUACAAGAAUUAUGUAAAAGGGGGUUGCAUAAAAUACCAAUAAUUCAAUGCAGAAAUCCUUGAGUUUUAACUCCAAGAUUAUUUUUUUUUAAAUCAUUCUUUUUGAGGUCAAAGAUUGUAAACUGAGAACACCAAUAUGGUAGAUAUAAAGUAGGAGAAAUAUAUUUGACAGAGAGCAAUCAUGACAUAACAUAUAUUCCCAUGCACCCAUGUAGGAAACUACCUUACAAAUUCAUUUAGAGUUACAGCAUGUUUCCAUUCUUUUCAAGCAAUAUAAGUUUUUCAAUGACAUCUUUAUGCCUUCUUUUGAAAAGCAUCAGCAGGGUAUUUGACGAUUUUGGUGGCAGUCCAUGGUUACAUUUUGUUUUUGUAGUCACAGUUAUUACAUACUAGGGGCAUUUGUACACAUUUGAGCAUUUUAACAUGCUAGAAGGUUCCUUGUCUCUCUCUGGCAUCUGAUUGUGUGCCAGCCAAAAUACUACUGUUGUAUAAGUGUAAAAUCUUUAGCUCUCUGGUUCUAAGGCAGC